Messenger RNA from Rangifer tarandus platyrhynchus (Svalbard reindeer), 651 nucleotides. NCBI's taxonomy places the organism in Eukaryota, Metazoa, Chordata, Mammalia, Artiodactyla, Cervidae. The record is from the annotation of a GenBank genome assembly.
AUGGUGGCCUGGCGCUGGGCGUGCCUCAUCUGCCUCGCUUUCUCCUUGGCCACUCUUGUCCAGAGAGCAUCUGGGGACACUGGUGGUUUCCGUCUGGAGGAUGCAGUGGAAGGAACUACUUCAGUAAAGCAGAGAUGGGACCGUGUCACCACCACAACCAGGAGACCCGGAGCGACCAGAGCUCCAGCAAAGCCUGCAGGGCCCCCUGCAGAAGAUGAUUUUAACUUGGCUGAUGCCUUGGAUGAUCAAAAUGAUCGUGAUCAUGACCGCAAAAAGCCAAGUGUGGGAGGAGGAGGUUUUUCAGACAAGGAUCUUGAAGACCUAGUAGGGGGUGGUGACUACAAACCUGACAAGGGUAAAGGUGGUGGCCAGUAUGGUGGUGGGGACAACUCUGACUCUGGAAUGUCGGCAGAGACUGGCACAAUCGCCGGCGUGGCCAGUGCUCUGGCCAUGGCGCUGAUCGGUGCUGUGUCCAGUUACAUCUCCUACCAGCAGAAGAAGUUCUGCUUCAGCAUACAGCAGGGUCUCAACGCGGACUACGUGAAGGGGGAGAACCUGGAGGCCGUCGUAUGUGAGGAGCCCCAAGUGAAAUACUCGGCCCUGCAGACGCAGUCCGCGGAGCCGCCGCCCCCUGAGCCACCCCGGAUCUGA